Aspergillus homomorphus CBS 101889 is the source of this 1956-nucleotide messenger RNA. RefSeq names its product transcription factor domain-containing protein. The record is from RefSeq and is a predicted model, not a curated record. Gene Ontology annotation, molecular function: DNA-binding transcription factor activity, RNA polymerase II-specific; zinc ion binding; DNA binding. The transcript is spliced from 8 exons. The coding region runs from base 1 to 1956 and encodes 651 amino acids. NCBI's taxonomy places the organism in Eukaryota, Fungi, Ascomycota, Eurotiomycetes, Eurotiales, Aspergillaceae. Gene Ontology annotation, biological process: DNA-templated transcription; regulation of DNA-templated transcription.
AUGUCUUCGAGGGCAUCCCUCACUGUUCGCAGCUUUCGGGCCCGCGCGUGCGACAAUUGUCGUCUUCGCAAGAUCAAAUGUGACAAAACAAGUCCCUGCUCGAGCUGUGGCACCUUGGGAAUCCCCUGCAGGCCAGUCGGCGAACCUUUGACGGCAUCCGAGUCUCCUCGCAGCAAUAACCCCAACGACUAUGAGUCGCGUUUCUCUGCAUUACAGGAACAAUUGGCCACGAUCCAGAAGACACUUGAGCACAUGACACCUUCUUCCAGCGCGUCUGACUCAGUCAGGCCGGUGUCCGAACCGAUUUCGACAGGGCCAACUAUACCCCCUUUUGAAGGGCACUCAUCGUUCCAUCAUGAGACUCUUGUAGCUAGGGAUGCUGCUUACUUUGCUGCAGACAGCUCUCAGAAUGUACAAUUAGGCGACUACGUGUCAGCGGCACUUGCGUCUCUCAAAACCAGCCUCGACAGGCACCGCUCAUCAACGACACAUGGAGAGACACAUCCGAAUGCUCAGCGAAAAGAGCAGUUACUUCCCGUCGAACUGGUCGUCGCUGUGGUAAAGAAAGUCAAAGCUCAACUUCCAUUCGGUUUGGUCAGUCAGUCCUGGAUAAACGCAUCUCGCAUAGAGUCCUUGUGUCACUCUAUAUACUUUCCAAUCGACCCAGCCCCUGCUGGAACGCUCACACUUUUCUACGGCCUUUUUUUCUACAUCAUACGCGACUACCUACAUGCUCAAGAACCCGACCUUGUGCGUUAUGACUUGUCAGCCGCUCUGGAACUUUGCGAGAAACAACUUGCCGCAGGUCUCACCAGCCCAGCGAUCAUGAUUGAUCCAACAUUAGAGAAGAUACAGGCACUGUUGAUUGGGGUGACGAAAUCACAAGAGGAGUUUGAUAUCCAGCGUUGUUGGACAUAUCUAUCAUUGGCUUUCAACAUGUGUCAAACCUUGGGAUUGCACAGACGUACAGCAUUAAGAAACGACUCAGUACCUCUUGCGGAGGCUAAGCGCCAUGUCUUCUGGGCAUUAUACACGAUUGACAAGAAUAUUUCUCUGAAUAUUGGUGUGACAUCUCACUUUCAAGACCACGACAUAGAUGCAGACCUAUUUUCACCAUCAGAAGAUCCUAAACAACGCCCGUGGGAUCUGAUGAGCAUCGUUCGUAUGGAGUUUGCUGCUAUUCAGGGAAGAGUCUAUGAUGAAUUGUACUCAACAUCUGCUUGUCGGGCUAGCGAUGGGCAGAGAGCCGCAGCGAUAGAGAAACUGUCCUCAGAUCUAGAGGCAGUCAGAGACAAACUGUUAACGAUCGACGUAAGAUCGGCUCUUUAUGCUGACUCCUUGCACGGCAUUGCGGCCUGUGCUGACUUCAUCGCCUAUUCGGUGUUGACGGUGAUAUAUCGGGCACAGACUCGUCCAGGAGACGCCAUGGCAAUCUCAUCUCGAUGCUAUGAGGUUGCUACGUUAGCACUUCAAAGUCACCUCAAGUGCUUCACCUACUUCCGUGGUCGGCAAACCCACAAACAAACCGAAUACGUAAAUUGGAUCUUGCUUUACCCGUCCUUUACACCUUUUGUCAUUGUGUUCACCCAUGCUAUUACCACCGCAAGCGCUAUCGACCUAGCUCUUCUGCAAGACACCGUGAGCUCCUUAGAUUUGAUCAAGGGACUUUCGCGGGGCUCGAUGCAUCUCUAUACAGUCUGUGAAGCAUUUGUCAAGGCUGCUCAAGUUCUUGUCAAAUCGCGGCAAACCUUGACCGGAAUCGAACGUCAUCAGGAUGGGUCUCUCGUUAUGCCCGCCGCAGACGGGGCUGCCAACAUCGCCUUCCCUGAUGUCUCAUGGCCAGAAAACACCUUCGAUUCUCUAGUGAAUCAGACGGACAUUUCCAUGUUCUUAAAUGAUUUCAUCGGGGCUAACAGAUCGGUGAUGGAUAUUUUGAGUUCAGAUUACAUGAGCUAA